Messenger RNA from Linum tenue, 2373 nucleotides. Lineage: Eukaryota; Viridiplantae; Streptophyta; Magnoliopsida; Malpighiales; Linaceae. The record is from the annotation of a GenBank genome assembly.
AUGGAGCCUAUCUAUGAUUCCUUCAUCUGUCCUUUAACCAAGCAAGUCAUGAAAGAUCCUGUCAGCUUGGAAAACGGCCAGACGUUCGACCGGGAGGGGAUCGAGAGAUGGUUCAAGGAAUGUAGGGACAGUGGGAGGAAGUUAGUGUGUCCAAUGACGCAGAAGGAGCUCAAGAGCAUUGAGCUGAACCCCAGCAUAGCUCUGCGACAUACCAUCGAAGAGUGGACCGCUAGGAAUGAAGCUGUUCAGCUCGACAUGGCGAGAAGGUCGUUGAAUUUGAGCAGUCCAGAGAGCGAGAUUCUUCAGUCGUUGCAAUAUAUUCAAUAUAUCUGUCAGAAGAGUCGGUUAAACAAGCAUGAUGUGAGGAACAACGAGCUGAUACCGAUGAUUGUUCUUAUGUUGAAGAGUAGCAGUAGGAGAGCAAGGUGUAGGGCGUUGGAGACUCUGCGAAUUGUGGUUGAAGAUGAUGCUGAUAAUAAGGCGAUAUUGGGGGAAGGCGACACAGUCCGCACAAUUGUGAAAUUCUUGUCACAUGAGCAAUCUAAAGAGAGGGAGCAAGCUGUCUCGUUGCUAUAUGAGCUCUCCAAAUUGGAAGCUUUGUGCGAGAAGAUCGGUUCAGUGAAUGGAGCGAUUCUGAUAUUGGUUGGAAUGACUAGCAGCAAGUCUGAAAAUGUUGCUACUGUUGAGAAGGCUGACAGAACACUGGAGAAUCUGGAGAAGUGUGAGAACAAUGUCCUGCAGAUGGCUGUAAACGGUAGACUGCAGCCUCUUCUGAAUCACAUUCUUGAAGGUCCACUGGAAACCAAGCUCUCAAUGGCAUCUUAUCUCGGCGAGCUAGUUCUCAACAAUGACGUCCAAGUUUUUGUGGCCAGAACUGUUGGCUCAUCUCUAAUCACCAUCAUGAGAAGUGGCAAUCCACAGUCGAGAGAAGCUUCACUGAAAGCUCUGAACCAGAUUUCGUGCUGCGAGAAAAGUGCCAGAAUCCUUAUCGAGGAAGGAAUCCUCCCACCACUCGUCAAGGACCUCUUCACCGUGGGUUCCAAUCAACUCCCCAUGCGUCUCAAAGAAGUCUCCGCCACAAUUCUCGCCAAUGUGGUCAACUCAGGGUAUGAAUUUGAUGUGAUCCAGGUUGGUUCAGAUCAUCAGACACUGGUUUCAGAAGAGAUAGUUCAUAAUUUGCUCCAUUUGAUCAGCAACACGGGACCCGGUAUUGAAUGCAAGCUUCUCCAGGUUCUGGUUGGGCUGACGUGUAGUCAAGCCACUGUUUUGAACGUGGUAGCUGCUAUCAAGAGCUCGGGAGCUAUCAUCAGCUUGGUUCAGUUCAUAGAAGCUCCACAGAAGGAUCUCCGGCUACCUUCCAUCAAACUUCUGCAGAAUUUGUCCCCUCACAUGGGACAAGAGCUGACAGAUGCACUGCGUGGCACGGUGGGCCAGCUUGGGAGCUUAAUCCGAGUGGUGUCGGAAAACUUGGGGAUCACAGAAGAGCAGGCUGCUGCUAUUGGUCUCUUAGCCGAGCUCCCUGAGCAAGAUUUAGGCCUCACUCGACAGAUGCUGGACGACAGAGCGUUCGAGCUGAUCUUCUCCAGAGUGGUGAAGAUCAGACAGGGUGAGAUUCGUGGGACCCGAUUUGUAACCCCAUUUCUCGAGGGACUGGUCAAAGUCCUUGCUCGGGUCACAUUCGUGCUGGGGGAAGAGCACGAUGCUGUGUCGUUUUGCCGCGAGCACGAGCUGGCUCGCUUGUUCAUUGAGCUGCUUCAGUCCAAUGGUCUCGACAAUGUUCAAAUGAGCUCAGCCGUGGCAUUGGAGAAUUUGUCCCAGGAGUCCAAGAACCUGACCAAACUGCCUGAUCUGCCCACCCCGAGCUUCUGUUCGUCGGUCUUCCCAUGUUUCAGCAGACCACCCGUGAUCACCGGGCUGUGUAGGCUCCACCGGGGGACAUGUUCCUUGAAGGAGACGUUUUGUCUGUUGGAAGGUCAGGGGGUCGAGAAACUGGUGGCCCUGUUGGAUCAUAACAACGAGAGAGUCGUCGAGGCAGCUCUUGCUGCUGUUUGCACGCUUCUGGAGGACGGUGUGGACAUCGAGCAAGGGAUGAAAGUGUUGUGUGAGGCGGAAGGGAUUCGACCGAUCAUCGAUGUGUUGGUUGAGAAGAGGACGGAGAAUCUGAGGAGGAGAGCUGUGUGGGCAAUGGAGAGGUUGUUGAGGUCCGAGGAGAUCGCGUACGAGAUUUCUGGGGAUAACAAUGUCGGGACUGCCCUCGUUGAUGCAUUUCAGCAUGCUGAUUACAGGACGAGGCAGAUUGCUGAGCGUGCGCUGAGACAUGUAGAUAAGAUACCCAACUUUUCUGGGGUGUUUCCCAACUUGGGUGGCGGUUGA